Molecule: messenger RNA, 2916 nt
Organism: Acanthamoeba castellanii str. Neff
Lineage: Eukaryota; Discosea; Longamoebia; Acanthamoebidae
Exons: 17
Coding region: 1-2916 (971 amino acids)
Source: RefSeq, a predicted model, not a curated record
AUGUCAGAAAUAGCGAGCGCACUGUUCAACAAGGUGCUGGUGAAGGUGCUCAGCAGCUUCCUCACCUACUACAUGAACAACUUCUCCAAGGAGAGCUUCAAGCUGCAGAUGCUGAAGGGCACCUUUGCUCUGGCCGACAUCGAGGUAAACACACAAUUUCUCAAGGAGACGAUAGUGCUACCCAACUUGGAGAUUACCAAGUGCUUGUGCGAUAAGAUCUUCAUCAAGAUUCCCUGGCACCACAUCACCACCGAGCCGAUCACGUUCGACUUGGACCGGGUGGAGCUGGUGUGCGAGGAAAUCCCCUUGGGCUCCAGCGAGGACCAGUCGGGCCCGAAGAAGGAGCGGCCCACGACCUCCUACGCCUGGGCGCAGCGCAUGAUCGAUGGAAUCAAGAUGAACGUGGGCGAGGUGGACAUGACCAUGAAGUUUAACGGCUACCGUGGUGUGCCCUACAUCAAGAAGGUCAAGUGCAGCGGCAUCUCCAUCUACUCGACCGACUCGAACUGGAAGGCUGUGGACCUGAAGGAGUCCUUCGUCGAGGACAAGACCCGCUCGGAGACGCUCUUCUACAAGGUCAUGGACUGCAAGUCGCUCACCGUGUCCUUUGCUCGCGCCGACCAGGCCGAGCCCGAGUUCUGCACCUUCAUGCGCGACAUGCCCGUCCAGAUCAGAAUGAAGGUGUUGCGUGACUCCAAGACGAAGGCCGUCCUGUGCGGCGACUUCCAGCUUUACCUGCCCCGUGCGGACAUGUCCUUCAGCGGACAGCAGUGGAAGAACUUCAUGGAGCUGCUCAAGGGCAUUGUGGGCUGCUUUACGCGCACGGACCAGGAAUACUCACUGUACAAAGACAUCGGCAAGGACGAACGCGUCAAGGAAAAGACCAAGAGCUGGUGGGAAAAGAGAAAGGCGGCCAAGGACGACAAGGAAAAGACGCGCAAGCUGGCGGAGCUCGAGCUGCGCCAGAAGGCGGUGGCCGACCUCAAGAGCGUGGGAGCAGAUGCUUCUCACCUGGAGCAAAUCCCCUCGGAAACGCACUUCCGGGUGCACAUCGAGAAAGGUUCGAUGAACCUGCUCGAGGAGGAGGACCGGCUCACCCUGGAGCCCUUCAAAUACGCCUUCGGCCGGCUGUUCUUCGAGAACAUGAACAUCGACGUCGAGCUUCCCCCCGCCAUGGAUGUUCCCGACACCAACAAGUGGACCGCCAAUUCCAGACAGAGGUUGAUGAUGCAGGCCUCGCUCAAGAUUCACAACAUGGCCUGCGUCAUUCAGGAGAACUUCAACUCCUACAUCGACGCCCUCAAGUCCGGCACCCACAGGGAGAGGAAGCAGAUCACGAUCCUGACCGACGGCCGAAGCGAGGACCUCCAGCGGCGGAUCAACGAGGUCAAGCGGGACCUGUCGGCCGCGCAGGAGGAGGCCAAGGGCCCCGAGACCGUCACCGCCGAGACCCGCCAGGCCGAGGAGCGCAAGGAGCAGGAGCAGAAGGGCCAGAAGGACUUCGUCUCCAUCUCCUGGGCCGUGCGCUCCGGCGCCCCCGAGGAGACCAACAUGGAGAGGUGGUUGAGGUCGCUCGACUGCCAGAUGACGCUCGAGGUGUGCUCCAACUACUUCGUGCUGCUCCACAGGUGGUGGGCGCGUAUCAUCCGCUACCUGGAGACCUCGUCGCUCGGCGCCGACUCCAUCGAGGCCAUCAACCUCAUCAAGAUGCAGAUCAGCGUCCAGGUCGACGACAUGGUCAUCACCGUGCCCCUCCAUGGCUGCCUCCAGUACGAAGUGCCCACGGCCGAGGAGUUGGAGAUGCUGCCGCACGUGGUGCUCACGAGCACGUGCAUGAAGGCCGGCCGGAACGUGCUGGGCGAGCUCACCCAGCUCUUUGCCUCGCACAAGCUGCCCACCGCGAGCUUCGCCACCGGCGGCCAACAAAUCAGCGGCUGGCGGCCGCAGAGGCUGGGCCACGACGAGAGCGGCUGGACGCUGCACACGCACACGUACAAGCCGCAGCGGUUCCAGCUGGUGCUGGAGAACCUGGUGAUGUCGGUCGGCAACGACAGGAUCAUGUCGCCGGUCACGUUCGGCAUGGAGCUCACCCUCCACCGCUUCACGACCACCGAGCAGCUGCUGCUCGAGCUCUGCACCCACGCCGAGCUCAUCCAGAUGCACGUCAACCGCGCCCAGUACCUCAUGUACAUCCACUUCAUGGAGUACCUGUCGACCGUCAUCUGGCCCGAGCUGGAGCUGGUCCUCCUGCGCAAGUACGGCCCGUCCUCCAUCCAGGAGGACCUCACCGACCAGUCCAUCGUCCAGGUCGCCAAGAAGCAGGGCCACAUGCCUCUCGCGGUCAACACGCAUUCGUUCAUCGACUAUCUGAUGCUUCACGUCAACGGCUCUCCCAUCUCUGCGGAGAGUGUGGUCAAUGCGUUCUUCAAGCUCGACCCGAGCGAGAGGCAGGCGGUGGUGGAGAUGCACGUCGAGAAGCUCCUCUCCAAGUCGUCCAACGCCGUGCUGUUCGAGACGGGCAAGACCCACAAGAACGCCAAGUGCGACAAGGCCACCGUCCACAUCCCCUCCCACGUGGCGACCUCUGGUGCGGCCACCAAUGAAGAUGGCGAGAAGGCGAAGGAGAAGGAGGUCGAGAUCCAGAGCAGCAAGCCCCUCGUCGAGGUGGGCACUCUUGCCGGCAACGUGAUCACCGAGCACCUGCACGACAUUGUGGCGCUGCUGAAGAGCAGCAACCUCGCCGCCUUCAACGCGCUGCUGGACGUUGGCGAGGGCGACGUCGAGGAGGUCAUCAAGCAGGAGUCGUCCGUCGUCGUCUACCGAAACCAGAUCAUCGUCGAUGGCGAGUGCGCGCCCGCUAGCUUGCCGCGUCCCGUCACAAGCUUCCUCGAGGACUUUGUGAUGGUACGCGACUGA